UAAACACCAGAAGAAGAAGAAGAAUUAAGAAAGUUUUCAGAGAAACGUUGCUCCACUGUUUCCCUGCAGCCCACUGCUUCAGUCCAGGUUUACGGACCUUCGACUCCCACAGAACCGGAGGACCGGAACUCGCGGCUGUUUGGACCCGAAGACUCACCUAACGGACAACGGAGCUGAAUCACCGCACUGCUGAAGUUCAGAGAUUAUCGCGCAGGCAGAGAUGUUUAAGAUAAAGCGGAUCUGUUGCAUUGGGGCCGGGUACGUUGGAGGACCAACAUGCAGCGUGAUCGCUCAGAUGUGCCCAGAGAUCACGGUGACUGUGGUGGACGUCAACGAAUCCCGCAUUAAAGCCUGGAACUCUGACCCUCUGCCCAUUUACGAGCCAGGACUAAAAGAGGUGGUUGAAUCAUGCAGAGGGAAAAAUUUGUUCUUUUCCACAGACAUACCCUCAGCCAUCAAGGAUGCUGACCUCGUCUUCAUCUCUGUCAACACCCCAACCAAGACCUAUGGAAUGGGGAAGGGUCGUGCAGCUGACCUGAAGUUCAUCGAGUCGUGCGCUCGGCAGAUUGUGGAGGUGUCUGACGGCUACAAGAUCGUCACGGAGAAGAGCACCGUCCCUGUGCGAGCUGCCGAGAGCAUCAGGCGGAUAUUUGACGCCAACACCAAACCCAGCCUCAACCUGCAGGUUCUGUCGAACCCAGAGUUCCUCGCAGAGGGAACCGCAGUGCGGGAUCUAAAGGAGCCAGAUCGUGUCCUGAUCGGUGGGGAUGAGACACCGGAGGGUCAGAGGGCAAUCAGAGCCCUUUGUGCUGUGUAUGAACACUGGGUCCCCAAAUCCCGAAUCAUUACUACAAACACAUGGUCAUCUGAGCUCUCCAAACUGGCAGCCAAUGCUUUCCUGGCACAGCGAAUCAGCAGCAUCAACAGUAUCAGUGCUUUGUGUGAGGCCACAGGAGCUGACGUGGAGGAGGUGGCCAAGGCGAUUGGCAUGGACCAGAGGAUUGGCAGCAAGUUCCUCAAAGCCAGCAUUGGUUUUGGUGGGAGCUGCUUCCAGAAGGAUGUGCUCAAUCUGGUGUAUCUGUGCGAGGCCCUCAACCUGCCGGAGGUGGCGUCCUACUGGCAGCAGGUCAUAGACAUGAACGAGUACCAAAGACGACGGUUUGCUUGUCGGAUCAUUGACUGCCUCUUCAACACUGUUACCGGAAAAAAGAUCGCCCUGCUGGGGUUCUCCUUCAAAAAAGACACAGGUGACACAAGAGAGUCGUCCAGCAUCUACAUAUCGAAGUAUCUGAUGGAUGAGGGAGCCAAGCUGUUUAUCUAUGACCCCAAAGUUCUUAAAGAGCAAAUCAUUCAUGACCUCUCCCAGCCCAGCAUCUCUGAGGACAACCCAGAGAGAGUGUCCGAUCUGGUGACCGUGACCUCAGACCCUUAUGAGGCCUGCCAGAGCGCACAUGCCUUGGUCAUCUGCACGGAGUGGGACAUGUUCAGGGAACUGGAUUACGAAAAGAUUUACAAGAAGAUGCUGAAGCCGGCCUUCAUAUUCGAUGGUCGCAGAGUGCUCGACCACCUCCACGCCGACCUGCAGAGCAUCGGCUUCCAGAUCGAGACCAUCGGAAAGAAAGUGACUUCUGCUCGAAUCCCUUACACCCCUGCCAUCGUUGGUCCUCGCGCCGCUACUGCCGAGCCUCCUGCCAAGAAGGCAAAAUCCUAAAGUUGAUUUCUGGCCUCCCUGCAGCAGGCAACACCUCCUGCUUCCUUUUACUCACCAGCAGAAGGGAGGGGCCUGAACAGCAUCCUGCCCCCCUGUUGGCCAAAUAGUAGGCUUGCUGCUUCUCUGCAGCUUGGAUGGAUGACUGAGUGCCUGCAGAUCAAAUAUUUUUAUGUUUUUAGCGAUUAAAUCAUUCCAUAUGCACAGAUAACUUUACAUACCCAAAAUCAAAGUUGGCACACACACAUCAGAUAACGUUUUUUUUAUUUUUUAGAACAACACUAUAAACACGAGUCUUCUUACAUAACUUACUGUAUAAUUAAGUACUAUUAAAUACAUAGUUUUAUGAAAGGUAUUUUUAUAAAUCAUGUUGCUGUAUGUUUAUCUUCUGCACCAGUGUUCACCUAAAGGGCCAAUGCAAUAAAAUCCAAGUCUUUUAUUUGUACUGAAGAUACAAAUAUACUUUUUACAAUUCCAAUAAAUCUGCCUUUGUCAGCUUAAAUCUCA
Molecule: messenger RNA, 2215 nt
Organism: Girardinichthys multiradiatus
Lineage: Eukaryota; Metazoa; Chordata; Actinopteri; Cyprinodontiformes; Goodeidae
Gene: ugdh
Product: UDP-glucose 6-dehydrogenase
Exons: 12
Coding region: 221-1711 (496 amino acids)
Biological process (GO): glycosaminoglycan biosynthetic process
Cellular component (GO): nucleus; cytosol
Molecular function (GO): UDP-glucose 6-dehydrogenase activity; NAD binding
Source: RefSeq, a predicted model, not a curated record